Molecule: messenger RNA, 1937 nt
Organism: Cucumis melo (muskmelon)
Lineage: Eukaryota; Viridiplantae; Streptophyta; Magnoliopsida; Cucurbitales; Cucurbitaceae
Product: probable beta-1,3-galactosyltransferase 2
Exons: 11
Coding region: 363-1589 (408 amino acids)
Cellular component (GO): Golgi membrane
Molecular function (GO): hexosyltransferase activity
Source: RefSeq, a predicted model, not a curated record
UAGCAAUACGAGAAAGAUGACGGCAUGUUAGUCUCUUCUCUCGCACCUCUCCUCUGUUCAAUUCAACUUGCCUUCUCUGCAAAGGCGAGGAUUCAUUUUCAGCUGCCAUUACAGUGCUAGAGAGAGAAAAAUUAAAGCAAAAGAGAUAAAGAAACGAACAAACUAGAAGUAGUGAAAAAGAAGAAGAAAAAAAACACCCAGUACUUCCUUUAUUCUCAACCCUUCUUCUCUUCCUCUGUUCCCAAUUCCUCCUCUGCUCAAACAACUUCAACCAUUUGACUCGAUUCGGUUUCUUUCUUCUCUUACUCAUGGUUGUUUUUCCAACCAAAUUGUUUCUUUCCUCAUAUUAGCCUCUGAAUAACAUGUCUUGGAAAAGUAAGGCCGAUCAUCAUUCUUCAAGAAGUGUUAUAUCCCAGAAAUGGACUCUGUUUCUUUGCUUGGUAUGCUUUUGCUCUGGAAUGCUCUUCACCAACAGGAUGUGGACCAUUCCUGAACAUAAAGGCAUGGCACGAACAACGUCCAUAGAAGCUGAAGAAUUGAAAUUAGUUUCAGGGGGUUGUGACCUAAAAACUUUACAACAGAAUCAAGUCAAUUUUUCAUCUAAAGACAUUUUUGGCAAGGUUUUUAAGACACAUAACGCUAUACACACAUUAGAUAAGACAAUUUCUAAUUUAGGGAUGGAAUUAGCUGCUGCCAAGUCAGUACAAGAAUCAGUUCAAAGAAGUUCACCUUUAUCAGAAGAUUUAAAGCAGACAGAUACAUCUGGAAGAAGAAAGUAUUUAAUGGUUAUAGGAAUCAAUACUGCCUUUAGCAGCAGGAAAAGAAGAGAUUCUGUUCGGGCUACCUGGAUGCCUCAAGGUGAAAAAAGAAAGAAGUUGGAGGAAGAGAAGGGCAUCAUAAUUCGCUUUGUGAUUGGCCAUAGUGCCACAUCAGGAGGUAUUCUUGACAGAGCAAUUGAAGCAGAAGAUAAAAAGCAUGGAGAUCUCCUUAGGCUGGAUCAUGUUGAAGGUUACCUGGAAUUAUCAGCAAAAACGAAGACAUACUUUGUUACAGCUGUUUCUCUAUGGGAUGCGGACUUUUACGUGAAAGUCGAUGACGAUGUUCAUGUAAACAUUGGAACACUUGGUGAGACAUUAGCCAGACAUCGAUCCAAGCCACGAGUUUACAUUGGAUGCAUGAAAUCUGGCCCCGUCCUUUCGCAAAGGGGAGUGAGAUACCACGAGCCAGAACAUUGGAAAUUUGGAGAAGCUGGAAAUAAGUACUUCCGUCAUGCAACAGGACAACUAUACGCCAUCUCAAAUGAUUUGGCUACUUACAUUUCAAUAAACCAGCAUAUUUUACACAAGUACGCUAAUGAGGAUGUCUCCUUGGGUUCCUGGAUUAUUGGACUUGACGUCGAACAUAUCGAUGAUCGGCGACUCUGCUGUGGUACUCCACCUGAUUGCGAGUGGAAGGCUCAGGCAGGGAACAUUUGCAUUGCUUCAUUCGAUUGGAGUUGCAGUGGGAUAUGCAAGUCUGCUGAAAGGAUUAAAGAAGUCCAUCGACGGUGUGGAGAAGGCGAGAAUGUACUAUGGAGUGCCACUUUCUGAGUUACUGCUUGAGACUUCUUCCAUACUUGGGAACAAUGAUGAUGAGUUUAUUCACUGUUAUCUUUGAUAGAAGCUUUCUAAUCUUGUAACGAUACAGAGAUUUAACAAAUAGAGAGAGAGUUUGCUGCAUGAUCCGCCUCCAAUUUUGCUAAGGGUCGAGUGAAUCAGCAACUUCAAAAGAAAAAAAGCACACAAAUUCUUUGUGGCUAUGAGGGCAAUGUGUAAGUUAAUAGUUCCCUACUGCCAUGAAAGACGUGAAGAUAAAUACAUAUUCCAUGGCGUUUCUUGAUCCCUACCUCUUUUUUAUUGUGAGAAAGAAUACACGUUGACAGAAUUCUUGACAUUUCA